This is a messenger RNA of Pundamilia nyererei, 1181 nucleotides long. RefSeq names its product ubiquitously-expressed, prefoldin-like chaperone (gene uxt). The coding region runs from base 241 to 756 and encodes 171 amino acids. Gene Ontology annotation, molecular function: transcription corepressor activity. The record is from RefSeq and is a predicted model, not a curated record. The transcript is spliced from 8 exons. NCBI's taxonomy places the organism in Eukaryota, Metazoa, Chordata, Actinopteri, Cichliformes, Cichlidae. Gene Ontology annotation, cellular component: mediator complex. Gene Ontology annotation, biological process: positive regulation of transcription by RNA polymerase II; negative regulation of transcription by RNA polymerase II.
GGAGAACACGCAACCUCCACACAGAAGGGACUCAUACUCAGGACCUUUUUGCUUGCUUUAAUCUCCCUCAGAGCCUGGUUCGGAAUGCCGUCUUCCAGCCUCCUCAGAGCCACUUUCUUCAGAGCCACCGUCUCCCCUGUCUGACACACAAGAGCAUUUCCAUGUCACAUUUCUAAGCCGCUGAGGUUAGAUUCCAAAUUUAAUGCUGAUCGGAUUACACAAAGAAAAGGGGGGAAAGAAAUGAGCUUCUUUAAAAGAGAAGACAGUGAAGAAAUGUCUGCUCCCGACAAUGCCACAGCUAGACCUAACGUGGACCAGAAGGUGCUGCAGUAUGAAACCUUCAUCAAUGAAGUCCUGAAGAGAGACUUACAGAAGGUGGUGGAGCAGAGGGAUCAGGUUUAUGAGAAGAUCUCUCAGUACCUGCAGCUGAAGAACACCAUACAGAGUCUGCAGGAGGCGGGCUCUCAGCAGCUGAAGACUGACGUUGAUCUUGGCUGUAACUUCUAUGUUCAGGCUGAAGUCGAGGACUCAUCCAGGAUGUUUGUGGCCGUCGGUUACGGUUUCUUUGUGGAGAUGACUCACGACGAGGCUCUGAGGUUCAUCGAGAAAAAGACGAGUCAGCUCACAGCCUUCACUGAGCAGCUCACAAAAGACUCUGCCAAAAUAAAAGCACACAUCCGCAUGGUGCUGGAGGGUUUGAGGGAGCUGCAGGGCCUGGGCGACCUGCCAGAGAGCAGAAGAGGAGACGUUUUUUAGACUUUCCCGACUGACCAGCUGCAGAGGACGGGUUAACGAAAGCCGGCUGCUGAUGUCAACGGUGUGCUUUGGGAAAACAGGUUCGAGGAGAAGGAAAGACUUCAGGACUAAAGCCUGAAAGUCGUCACAGAGCUGAAGAGGAGGAUUAGUGCCUGAGCCUUCUCAGAGUCAAAACUCACUGUCAUGAAACGCGUACACUCGACGUGACUUUGUGUCUUUGUGAAACUCAUCUGUUGAAAAUCAGAGAAUAUUCCUGUUUUUUGUUGUCUUCAGUGUCACAUUGAAAAGGGGGCUGCUCAGAGAUGAUCCUGCAGCCUCUAAACAGACACUUUCAGUCAAUGUGACAAAUUCAGGUUCAAACAAACCUGAUCUCAUAGGUUGAAAACAAUGUGACAGGAAGUGAGUGAUGUUUCACUGUUUGGAGU